Molecule: messenger RNA, 1326 nt
Organism: Hydatigera taeniaeformis
Lineage: Eukaryota; Metazoa; Platyhelminthes; Cestoda; Cyclophyllidea; Taeniidae
Source: the annotation of a GenBank genome assembly
AUGAGGGAGGUAAUUUCAAUCCACGUUGGCCAGUGCGGUGUGCAGAUAGGAAACGCGGUUUGGGAGCUCUAUUGUGCUGAGCACGCAGUUUCAAAUGAGGGCGCUCUGUUUGAGCAACCUCAUGAAUUAGAGUGGGUGGAGACCUUCUUCAACAUCUCCGAACAAGGUCGCUACGUUCCACGAUGCCUGUUUGUGGAUCUCGAGGCGUCAGUUAUUGACGAAAUUCGAGUUGGUCCAUGGCGUAAACUCUUUCAUCCGGAUAAGCUAAUCACAGGAUAUGAGGAUGCUUCUAACAACUUUGCUCGUGGAUACUUUACCAUCGGAAAGGUGCUUCUUUCACCAAUUUUGAAUGAAGUCAGACGCACAGUUGAACAGUGUGACAGUCUUCAAGGCAUUCUUUUCUUUCGCAGUCUUGGUGGUGGUACUGGAGCUGGUCUAACUGCCGCCUUGUUAGAUGUGCUUGGAGACUAUCGAAAGUACACAAAAGUGGAAAUACCCAUCUAUCCAUCACCAUCUCUGUCCAACGCUUUGAUUGAACCCUACAAUUGCCUCUUAGGUGAACAUUUUACUAUGGAAGACUUCAAUAUUGGCCUUCUCAUGGACAAUGAGGCUAUGUAUGAUGUGUGCUCCCGUUUCCUCUCCUCCAGCUACACCACAUACACAAAGAUUAAUCGUUUGGCUGCUAUUGUCUGCAGUGCAGUUACAGCUUCACUUCGUUUCAAGAAUGUUCUCACCUCAGAUCUCAAUGUAAUGCAAACUAACCUCAUACCCUAUCCACGCAUUCACUUUCCCUUGGCCAACUUUGCACCCAUUCAAUCCACCGAAAAAACUGCCUAUGAGCCCUCCAAGGUGGUGGAGAUAACUCGCGCUGUGUUUGAGCGUGAGAAUCAGUUGAUUAAGAUUGAUCCAACCUAUGGCAAAUUUAUGUCUUGCACCCUUCUCUAUCGAGGCAAUGUCAGUCCCGGGCAAGUUUAUGUUGCACUGGCUGAAAUGAAAAACUGUCGAGGCCUGGAAUUUGUGGAUUGGUGUCCCACUGGUUUUAAAGUGAGCAUUACAAGUGAGACUCCAGUCACUCGAUGUGACAGUGGAAUUGGUCAGACCAGUCGAAAUGUUGUCAUGUUGGCCAAUAAUUCGGCUGUUGGGCAGGCAUGGCAACGAAUAGUGCAUAAAUACUACAUGCUCUAUUCAAAACGUGCUUUUGUCCAUUGGUAUGUGGGUGAGGGCAUGGAGGAGGAUGAAUUCAAUGAGGCUCUUGUCAACAUGACUUCCCUAGUACGAGACUAUGAGGAGGUGGCACGUGAUUCUGUCGACACUCAAGUGUGUUAA